UAGGAAUUGCUCACUCCGCGAAUGAUUAACUCUCAGCCAAAGUGGGUGACCCAGGAGGAGGGCUCAACUAACAGGACCUUUGGACUCCGGGCAGAGCGUUCAGAGGACCGCAGUGCGGCCGGCAGAAGAGGAGGACAUGGCUGGGCGGCAGGCCUGGGCUCCAAGGACUGGAGUGAGAUCCGGCAGCUGGGAGCCUCGGGAAGCCUCCUGGGACUGGCAGAUGGUCCAUUCUUGCAGCAGCAGCUGUGGGGUCCACUACCCCUGAGCCCUCAGGGGCUCCCUUCUCUGACCUGGCAACUGCCUCAUUAGUGUUUUCUUCCCCUCCAGGCGGCUAUGGGUGCCAGGUGGAGCUGAAAGCAGUGGGGCAUGGCUGGAGCCCUGCAGGUCUUGCCCCGCUUGGCCCGAGCCCCAUUACGCCCACUCCUCUGGGGGGGCCCAGGGGCACGGCUGGCCAGUGGCAUGGCCUUGGCAGAGCAGGCUCGGAUGCUGUUUGAGAACACUGUUGGUGCCGUGCUGCCAGGCCCCAUGAUGCACCGGGCACUGUCCUUGGACCCCAGCAGCGGGCAGCUGAAGGUGCGGGAUCGGAGCUUUCAGCUGCGGCAAAACCUCUACCUGGUGGGCUUCGGCAAGGCUGUGCUGGGCAUGGCAGCUGCAGCCGAGGAGCUACUGGGCCAGCAUCUGGUGCAGGGCGUGAUCAGCGUUCCCAAGGGGAUCCGUGCUGCCGUGGAGUGCAGUGGCAAGCAGGAGAUGCUGCUGAAGCCACACAGCCGUGUCCAGGUUUUCGAGGGUGCAGAGGACAACCUGCCGGACCGUGAUUCGCUGCGGGCUGCGUUAGCCAUCCGGCAGCUGGCCGAAGGGCUGACAGCUGACGACCUGCUGCUCGUGCUCAUCUCAGGUGGGGGCUCGGCCCUGCUGCCCGCCCCCAUCCCACCCGUCACACUGGAGGAGAAGCAGACACUCACCAAGCUGCUGGCGGCCCGUGGAGCCACAAUCCAGGAGCUGAACACCAUCCGGAAGGCCCUGUCCCAGCUCAAGGGUGGGGGGCUCGCUCAGGCUGCCUACCCUGCCCAGGUGGUAAGCCUGAUUCUGUCGGACGUGGUGGGAGACCCCGUGGAGGUGAUCGCCAGCGGCCCCACCGUGGCCAGCGUCCACAAUGUGCAGGAUUGCCUGCACAUCCUCAAUCGCUAUGGCCUCCGUGCUGCCCUGCCACGUUCGGUGAAAACUGUGCUGGCCCGGGCGGACUCGGACCCUCACGGGCCGCACACCUGCGGCCACGUCCUCAACGUGAUCAUCGGCUCCAACGCACUGGCACUGGCUGAGGCCCGGCGGCAGGCGGAGGCGGGGGUCUCUGUGGAGGAGGAGGAGCAGCUCCAUGAGCAGGCGGCGGCGCUCCAGCUCCCGGACCUGCAGCUGAAGGAGGCCCUGGAGGUUGUGAAGGGGACUGGGGGCCCCAUCUGCCUGCUGGCUGGCGGGGAGCCCACCGUGCAGUUGCAGGGCUCGGGCAAGGGUGGCCGGAACCAGGAACUGGCCCUGCGCGUCGCCGCAGAGCUGGGACAGCGGCCGCUGGGGCCCGUCGACGUGCUGUUUCUGAGUGGCGGCACCGAUGGGAGGGACGGACCCACGGAGGCAGCCGGGGCCUGGGUUAUGCCUGACCUUGCCAGCCAGGCCACCGCUGAGGGCCUGGAUGUGGCCACCUUCCUAGCCCACAACGACACACAUACCUUCUUCCAUCGCUUCCAGGGCGGGGCCCACCUGCUGUACACAGGGCUGACGGGCACCAACGUCAUGGAUGUCCACUUCCUGUUCCUGCGGCCGCGGUGAUGACAUAAGUCAUGAUUUGGGAGUCCAGAGAAGGCCUACAGGGCAGCUUCAGGGCAGACCAGGGUCGGUCCCCAGGGCCUCCCCAGGCCUUAGGGCCCCUCCUCGCCUUGGCCCGGCUGCAUGGUUGGCCUUUACACUUCCCACCCAGGGCCUCUGCUUGAUGUCCAUCCCCCAACCAGAAUGGCACGAUGGCGGCUCUCUUCCGCCCCUAAUUCCAGCCCCGGCAGCAGUACCCCUGAGGCCAAGACAAGCCUCUUGGCCUUUUCCCGGUAUUCCCUAAGCAGCCUCACUGCUGAGCUCCUGAGCCUGUUUCUCUGUGGGGCGGAACAAGAAGGACUGAAAAUAAAAAGGACCACUCAA
Molecule: messenger RNA, 2181 nt
Organism: Myotis davidii
Lineage: Eukaryota; Metazoa; Chordata; Mammalia; Chiroptera; Vespertilionidae
Gene: GLYCTK
Product: glycerate kinase
Exons: 5
Coding region: 367-1821 (484 amino acids)
Biological process (GO): protein phosphorylation
Cellular component (GO): cytoplasm
Molecular function (GO): glycerate kinase activity
Source: RefSeq, a predicted model, not a curated record